Molecule: messenger RNA, 2961 nt
Organism: Odobenus rosmarus divergens (Pacific walrus)
Lineage: Eukaryota; Metazoa; Chordata; Mammalia; Carnivora; Odobenidae
Gene: FAM199X
Product: family with sequence similarity 199, X-linked
Exons: 6
Coding region: 287-1324 (345 amino acids)
Source: RefSeq, a predicted model, not a curated record
CUGCGCGGGCUGGGCUGGGCCGGGCAGCGGCGGCGACGGAGACGGCUGCCGAGGCCACUGAGGCGCUGACCGGGUGGCCAGUCCGCUGCUGUGCCCUCUAGCAGCCCCUUAGCGCGGCCGGCAUUGGCCCGGCGGCAUCUGGCCACGGCGCUCAGCCUGCUAGUGAGCUGCGGUGGGCACACCCCGGCCUCGGCGGCGGCGGCGGACAGGUUAGAGUGGGGGAAGGGGCAGGCGCGGGAGCAGCCCGGGGCCAGAGAGGGAGCCCAAAGCCAGGCCGUCUCCAGCCAUGUCCGACGAGACGUCGGCCACCACUUCGUACGAGAAGUUUCUAACCCCCGAGGAGCCCUUCCCGCUUCUGGGACCCCCUCGCGGGGUGGGCACCUGCCCGAGCGAGGAGCCAGGCUGCCUGGACAUCAGCGAUUUCGGCUGCCAGCUUUCCUCUUGUCAUCGCACGGAUCCACUCCACCGCUUCCACACCAACAGGUGGAACUUAACUUCUUGUGGAACAAGUGUUGCCAGCUCAGAAUGCAGUGAGGAGCUAUUUUCAUCAGUUUCUGUUGGAGAUCAAGAUGAUUGCUAUUCACUGUUAGAUGACCAAGACUUCACUUCUUUUGAUUUAUUCCCUGAGGGGAGUGUCUGCAGUGAUGUCUCUUCUUCUAUUAGCACAUACUGGGAUUGGUCAGAUAGUGAGUUUGAAUGGCAGUUACCAGGCAGUGACAUUGCCAGUGGGAGUGAUGUACUUUCUGAUGUCAUACCCAGUAUUCCCAGUUCACCUUGCCUGCUUCCUAAAAAGAAAAAUAAGCACCGGAAUUUAGAUGAACUUCCUUGGAGUGCAAUGACAAACGAUGAGCAGGUGGAAUAUAUUGAGUAUCUGAGUCGUAAAGUCAGUACGGAGAUGGGUCUUCGGGAGCAACUUGAUAUUAUAAAAAUAAUUGAUCCUUCUGCUCAAAUUUCCCCUACAGACAGUGAGUUUAUUAUUGAACUUAACUGUCUCACAGAUGAAAAACUGAAGCAGGUCAGAAACUAUAUCAAGGAGCAUAGCCCUCGCCAACGGCCUGCAAGAGAGGCCUGGAAGAGAAGCAACUUUAGUUGCGCAAGCACCAGUGGAGUGAGCGGGGCCAGUGCCAGCGCCAGCAGCAGCAGUGCCAGCAUGAAGCGAUCCAAGCAGCGGAAGUUACAGCAGAAGGCUUUACGCAAGAGGCAGCUGAAAGAACAGAGGCAGGCUCGGAAGGAGAGGCUCAGUGGGCUCUUCCUUAAUGAAGAAGUGCUGUCCUUGAAAGUGACUGAGGAAGACCACGAAGCAGAUGUAGAUGUUUUGAUGUAAUAAGGAUGAAUUUAUCAGCAUUCUUUCUAAGCAUUUAAGUAUUCUGUCCUUUUAUUUGUUUACAUGCAUCUUGACCAAACUUUUGGUUAGGGCUGUGCUGAUGUACCGUUAAUAAUUUAGGCCAGUGGUUCUCAGCAGGUGGUCCCCGGACCAGCAGCUUCAGCAUCACCUGAGAAGUUGUUAGAAAUGCAUACUACCAGGCCCCAUUCCAGAUCCAGUGAAUCAGAAACCCUGGAGGAGGGGCCCAGCAUUGUGUUUUAACAAGCACCAGGUUAUUCUGCUGCACGCAGCUCUUGUUUUAAGAACCACUAAUUUAGUAAAUGUUUUGACUGUUUAGACUUUAGGGUGGUUUAAGUGGGCUUUUUCAAGAAGUAGUACUUUUACAGUUUAGAGGAUUUCAAGGUACUGCUGACAAGUAGUUUAUUAUGUCAGUAUAGGUACAUACGUAGCGAUCAUAAUUCAGUUUCCUUUUUAAUGUUACAGUUCCUUAGUUUGCUUUUUCUAAAGGGCCAUAGUAUUAUUCUCAAUUCCUAGUGAAAAUCCUUUUUUGAGGUUGUGGGGGUGGGGUGUGAAUUGCAGUUUACAAUAGUGCCUUCAUUAGGUUUAGUUCUGUUUUCAUUUGUUAUUAACUUAAAGGUGUAAUAACAGGCCCUAAUAUCUUUCCUGUUAGGUUUGUUUUUCACUUUAUGUAAAUUCAGAAUUCUUUUGUAAGUGAGGACUACUGAGGAAAUGAUGUUACUAGUAGCUGAACUUUAGACCUGAUGCUAUAUUGAUUAAUAUUCAAAUGGAGAAAGCAAUUAAGCAAAACAACCGAUUCUGCUUUUCCACUGCUUUUUGAAAUUUUAGGCUGUGAAGCUGUCUCAGAGGCAUAAACUAUGUCUUAAGUUCUUUUUGUAGGUCGUUUUUUUUUUCCAGCACAGCUCUAAUUUUUAAAUAUUUGGUAUAACAGCUUCUGGCAUGUGAACAGGUUAAUGUUCAAAGUUAACUAAAAACCCUUACAGUUCUCCUAAACUUCUCUAUAAAUCACUAGAAAUACACAGAACAGUGAGAUGUAGAAAAAAACCGUAGCUUGUUGGCUAUUAAUAGAAGUCUAAUUUUAGAUGUGAAAUCAUGGAAUUUCUUUAAAUGUUUUCAUGGAGAGUUUGUUAUCAUGAACAUUAGGAGUAGUGUAAUUCCUUUUCUUCUACCACAUGUCUUUAAGCAUUCACGUGGGUUAAAGAAGAUGGAAACUGAUACUACUGACAAUCAAGCUGCUGACUUUCAUAAUUUUCUUUUUAUUGUGGAUAACUUGGGAGGUAAUCAUGAUUCUGUAGGAGUUGUAAUCAAUGUUUUUUUAAACUCUAGAGUCAGGUUGAUAGGAUUUUUACUUUUUUUAACUAUCAUAUCAAGUGACUCAUUAAGAAAGAGAUAGACUUAAGUUCUUAAUUCUCAGUUGAUAUAAAGGCUUAACCUUGGCUUACAAUCAUGUGUUUUGAAAACUUGAUUUUACUUUAGUUCCUUGAAGGUUAAAGGAUUGAAAGGAUAAAAAUUGAUGUAUUGCAGCUUUGCUGAGGUCUGUGGUAUGGUAGAUUUUGAAGACUACUAAAUUCAUACUUAAAAAUUUUACCUAAAAUGAAAGUAUGUGUAUAUGGUUAUCA